UAUUACGGCAAUGCUUGUGCUCAGACCCAUAAGCGGGGAGCACAGAUUUUUGCAUAACGCAUAAUACAUAGUGCAAGAGAAUCAAUCAAUCUGAAUCCCUCCUUUCCUUCCACUUCACGGAAAAGAAAAACUUUGAUUAGCUGAUUCUUUUAUGCACUAUGCGUUAUGCAAAAGCUUAUGGUUGGGCUCUUACUCUGCAACGAGAACCAAGCAGCGUCACAUGAUGGAGGUGUGCUGUUCAAGAUUUUGAAUUUAUUGCAAGAAGGUGGAGCUGAGAGGUCUAAUUAUUUUAGUGAUUUUGUUACACAUUUGAUAGCAGGCAAUGAAGCAUUAGAAAAUAAUAUUUCUGCAGCGAAGGAUCUAUAUGAGAUACCAGCAGUCGAGUUCAAUCCUAUCUGCCCCCACUCGCGAUUUUUUGCGUGUAAAGAGCUGAAAAUGGCUCCAUCUGGUAAGAGAUCUAUGAUCAUCAACGCCGAUCCGGCGUUAAACCAUAAAUCCUCUGUACAAUGGAUCAUAUUUAAUGAUUCCUAG
Molecule: messenger RNA, 531 nt
Organism: Cyphomyrmex costatus
Lineage: Eukaryota; Metazoa; Arthropoda; Insecta; Hymenoptera; Formicidae
Exons: 2
Coding region: 166-531 (121 amino acids)
Source: RefSeq, a predicted model, not a curated record